Balaenoptera musculus (blue whale) is the source of this 759-nucleotide messenger RNA. RefSeq names its product serine protease 58 (gene PRSS58). Bases 1 to 693 code for a protein of 230 amino acids. Lineage: Eukaryota; Metazoa; Chordata; Mammalia; Artiodactyla; Balaenopteridae. Gene Ontology annotation, molecular function: serine-type endopeptidase activity. Gene Ontology annotation, biological process: proteolysis. The record is from RefSeq and is a predicted model, not a curated record. The transcript has 5 exons.
AUGGAAGUUGUUUUGACCUUUGACCCAGAUUACAAAGAUGUCAUCACUCCCCCCUACAUGAUCUACUUGAAAUCUGAUUACUUGCCUUGUGUUGGAGGCCUGAUCCACCCCCUUUGGGUGAUCACAGCUGCACACUGUAACUUACUGAAGCUUCAGUUAAUACUGGGGGUUACAAAACCAUCAAAUCUAAAAGAAGAAAAGCAUAUACAAGUGGUUGGUUAUGAGAAGAUGAUUCAUCAUCCACAAUUCUCCAUCACUUCUAUUGAGCAUAACUUCAUGUUAAUCAAGCUGCAAACCCAUAUAGAACUCAAUGACUAUGUGAAACUGGCCAGCCUGGCCAAAGAACCUGCCACUGAAGACACCAUGUGCACUGUCUCCACCUGGACCUACAAUGUGUGUGAUCUCUACAAGGACCCCGACUCACUGCAGAAUGUCAAUAUCUCUGUAAUCUCCGAGACUGAGUGGCGCGAAGCCUAUAAAACCUACAUCAGAGAUAGUAUGAUGUGCGUGGGCAUCGUGCCAGGAAGGAGGCUGCCCUGCAAGGAAGUCACAGCUGCCCCUGCCAUGUGUGAUGGGGUACUUCAAGGAAUCCUGACUUUUGGAGAUGGAUGUGUUUUGAGAGCCGAUGUUGGCAUCUAUACCAGAAUCAUUAACUACAUACCCUGGAUUGAAAAUACCAUCCGGAACAACUGAGCUCUCAUGAUGGGAAUUCUAGACCAUAUGACACCACCUGUCCCCAAGUCCAGCCUCAGAAUUAAA